CCUAGCCCUAAUACUUCAUCAUAUUUUUUGUCAUGUCAACCAUGAACCUAUGGGCCACCAUCACCCUUGUCACCUUUACUGCCUAUGCAUUGUGUAUCGUUAUUUCUUUAUACAAUCAUCCCCUUAUCCCCAACUCUGUUGUAACUCGUGCCUCGCUCACUGAGUUCAGCGUCACCAACAACACCACCCUCCACUAUAAUCUUGCUCUCAAUAUUUCCCUGCGAAACCCUAACAAAUAUUACCGCACCUAUUACGAUAAUAUUGAACUCACGGCUUCUUACAAGAACCAGGCAUUCCGUACGGUGAAUUUGAACUCCUUCUACCAAGGUGUUAAAAAUACUACUGUUUUGACACUCUCGUUCAAAGGGCACCAACAUGGCUUAGUGAAUCUUUCCAAUGUUACAUUUACUGCCGGAACUCAUUACCAUAUUGAUGUCAAGCUCUAUCUUCAAAACGUCUACUUGGUGUCACCUAGGACUACUUGGUUUAUGGGUUCUCCGCAAUCGCGGUCAGAGUUUACAUGUCACUUGCAGGUUCCUUUGGUCAAUUACAUUGAUGGUCAAGCCUCCAACAUCACUACCAAGUGUGAUUCCGAUUUCAAUUUUUUCUUAUGAGUUUCUUAGUCUUGGUGGUUU
Prunus persica (peach) is the source of this 635-nucleotide messenger RNA. Its product is annotated as NDR1/HIN1-like protein 3. Lineage: Eukaryota; Viridiplantae; Streptophyta; Magnoliopsida; Rosales; Rosaceae. The transcript has a single exon. The record is from RefSeq and is a predicted model, not a curated record. Bases 33 to 614 code for a protein of 193 amino acids. Gene Ontology annotation, biological process: defense response to other organism.